AUGUAUGUGGAAAAGCUGAUGCCAACUACUGGUGUGACCAAGCCGUAUCCAAUCGUUUUCAUUCACGGACAAGCUCAAACAGGCACAAAUUGGCUCAACAAGCCUGAUGGAGGAGAAGGCUGGGCAUCCUACUUCCUCUCUCAAGGAUAUGAAUGCUAUAUCCUUGACCAAACUUUUCGCGGUCGCAGUCCCUGGUUCCCUGGCAAUGGGACGGUGAGCACAUAUAGCGCUGAGCUGUUGCAGCAGCGCUUCACUGCACCACAACAAUAUAAUCUCUGGCCGCAGGCCUCCUUGCACACUCAAUGGAACGGGAUGGGUGUAAUGGGCGAUCCGAUAUUCGACACUUAUUAUGCGUCAACGGUCGAGUUCCUUGAUUCAGCGACCUACCAGCAAUCUACUGUCCAGGCUGCCGGCGCUGCUCUGCUUGACCUUAUUGGAUCCCCAGUUGUCCUUCUCUCCCAUUCACAGGGUGGGCCAAUUGGCUGGCUCAUUGCGGAUAUGCGCCCGAAUCUUGUGCACUCAAUUGUUUCGAUCGAGCCUACGGGCCCUCCGUUCCAGGAGGCCGUAUUCAGCAACGCCUCUGCGCGCCCUUACGGGCUUACCGAUAUCCCCCUUACCUUCUCGCCACCGGUGACCGAUCCAGCCAAUGAUCUUGUUAAAAAGAUCAUUCCUUCCAAUUCGUCCCUGUACUCAGACUGUGUUAUGCAGGCUAGUUCCCCUUCACCGAGACAGCUCGUCAACCUCGCACACGUGCCAGUCCUGGUCGUAACUACCGAGUCAUCCUAUCAUGCACCGUAUGAUUGGUGUACAGUGCAGUUACUGCAACAGGCAGGCGUAUCGGCCAAGCACCUGAAGCUGGCGGAUAUUGGCAUUCAUGGGAAUGGGCAUAUGGUAUUCAUGGAGAAAAAUAGUUUGCAGGUUGCAGCUACCCUAGGGCAGUGGAUAGAGCGUACGUGA
Molecule: messenger RNA, 957 nt
Organism: Aspergillus nidulans FGSC A4
Lineage: Eukaryota; Fungi; Ascomycota; Eurotiomycetes; Eurotiales; Aspergillaceae
Product: alpha/beta hydrolase
Exons: 2
Coding region: 1-957 (318 amino acids)
Source: RefSeq, a predicted model, not a curated record